GGCCCCGGAAGGGCUCCUAUGGAGCGGGGCUUCCUGGCCGUACACAAGGCAAUGGCGCCGCUGUUGGAGUAUGAGAGGCAGCUGGUGCUGGAACUGCUCGACAGCGACGGGCUGGUGGUGUGCGCCCGCGGGCUCGGCGCCGACCGGCUCCUCUACCAUUUCCUGCGGCUGCACUGUCACCCGGCCUGCCUGGUGCUGGUUCUCAACACGCAGCCGGCCGAGGAGGAAUACUUUAUCAAUCAGUUGAAGAUAGAAGGAGUUGAACACCUCCCUCGACGCGUGACAAAUGAAAUCACAAGUAACAGUCGUUAUGAAGUGUACACACAAGGUGGUAUUAUAUUCGCAACAAGUCGAAUACUUGUGGUUGAUUUCUUGACUGAUAGAAUACCUUCAGAUUUAAUAACUGGCAUCCUCGUGUACAGAGCACACAGGAUCAUCGAGUCCUGCCAAGAAGCCUUCAUCCUGCGUCUCUUCCGCCAGAAGAACAAGCGUGGCUUCAUCAAAGCUUUCACAGACAACGCUGUUGCUUUUGACACUGGUUUUUGUCAUGUGGAAAGAGUGAUGAGGAACCUUUUUGUGAAGAAGCUCUACCUGUGGCCGAGGUUCCAUGUAGCAGUCAACUCGUUCUUAGAACAACACAAGCCUGAAGUCGUAGAGAUUCACGUGUCCAUGACUCCCGCCAUGCUUUCCAUUCAAACAGCCAUACUAGACAUCUUAAAUGCGUGUCUGAAGGAACUGAAAUGCCACAACCCAUCACUAGAAGUGGAAGAUUUGUCGUUAGAAAACGCUCUUGGGAAGCCAUUUGACAAGACAAUCCGCCAUUACUUGGACCCUUUAUGGCACCAGCUUGGAGCCAAGACUAAAUCCUUGGUGCAGGAUCUGAAGAUGCUGAGAACCUUGCUGCAGUAUCUCUCUCAGUAUGACUGUGUCACAUUCCUGAAUCUUCUGGACUCUCUGAGAGCAACAGAGAAGGUGUUUGGUCAGAAUUCAGGUUGGCUUUUCCUGGAUGCUAGCACCUCCAUGUUUGUGAAUGCUCGUGCACGAGUUUAUCAUGUUCCAGAUGCCAGACUGAACAAAAAGGCCAAAAUGUCUGAAAAGGUGUCGAGUGCAGAAGGGCAAGAAACAAAAAAGGAACUGGUCCUAGAAAGCAACCCAAAGUGGGAGGCGUUAAGUGAAGUCCUAAAAGAAAUCGAAGCAGAGAAUAAGGAGAGUGAAGCCCUUGGUGGCCCAGGCCAGGUGCUGAUCUGUGCGAGCGAUGAGCGCACAUGCUGCCAGCUGAGGGACUACCUGACCAUGGGACCAGAGGCCUUCCUGCUGCGGCUGUACAGGAAAACCUUUGAGAAGGACAGCAAAGCCGAAGAAGUGUGGGUGAAUUUUAGGAAGGGGGAUGGCCCAAAGAGAACUAUGAAAUCUGACAAGAGACCCAAAGAUACUCAAAAUAAAGAGCGCGCCUCCACCAAAAAAGGGCCCCCCAAAAGGAAGAAGCGAGAGCUGACUCUGUCGCAAGUGAUGGGGACUGCUGAGGAGCCACCAGAGGACGGGGCUGCGGAGGAAGGCCCGUACAGACACGCUGCCAGUAGCCCAGGAGGCUGCGGGCAAGAGAUUGAGCACGAAGCUUUCGAUUUAAAUUUGUCGUCUGAUGCGGCCUAUGGCGUCCUGAAAGAGCCCCUGACCAUCAUCCAUCCGCUUCUGGGGUGCAGCGACCCCUAUGCCCUGACGCGGGUACUGCACGAGGUGGAGCCCAGAUACGUGGUUCUGUACGAUGCUGAGCUCACCUUUGUCCGGCAGUUGGAGAUCUACAGGGCCAGCAGGCCAGGGAAACCGCUGAGGGUUUACUUUCUUAUAUAUGGAGGCUCCACGGAAGAACAGCGCUACCUGACGGCUCUGCGAAAAGAAAAGGAGGCAUUUGAAAAGCUCAUAAGGGAAAAGGCUAGCAUGGUUGUCCCCGAAGAACGAGAAGGCAGAGAUGAAACCAACCUGGACUUAGCAAGAGGCACAGUGUCCACAGAUGCUCCCACUGACACUCGAAAAGCUGGUGGCCAGGAGCGUAAUGGCACACAGCCCAGUAUUGUGGUGGACAUGCGUGAGUUUCGGAGUGAGCUGCCGUCCCUGAUCCAUCGGAGGGGCAUCGACAUCGAGCCAGUGACGCUGGAGGUGGGCGAUUACAUCCUGACACCCGAGCUGUGCGUGGAACGCAAAAGCGUGAGCGACCUCAUUGGCUCGCUGCACAGCGGCCGCCUGUACAGCCAGUGCCUAGCCAUGUCACGCUACUACCGGCGGCCGGUGCUGCUCAUCGAGUUUGAUGCGGGCAAGCCCUUCUCGCUGGUGCCGCGCGGCGCCUUCUUCCAGGAUAUGAGCAGCAGCGAUGUGAGCUCCAAGCUCACACUCCUCACCCUGCACUUCCCGCGCCUGCGGCUGCUCUGGUGCCCCUCGCCUCAUGCCACGGCCGAGCUGUUCGAGGAGCUGAAGCAGAACAAGCCUCAGCCCGAUGCGGCCAUGGCCAUGGCCAUCACUGCAGACUCGGAAACGCUGCCUGAGUCAGACAAGUAUAACCCCGGGCCCCAAGACUUCGUGCUAAAGAUGCCUGGGAUCAACGCCAAGAACUGUCGCUCCCUGAUGAAUCAAGUGAAGAACAUCGCAGAGUUGGUCUCCCUGUCCCAGGAGCGGCUCACAAGCAUCCUGGGGCAUGCCGGAAACGCCAAGCAGCUGCACGACUUCCUCCACACUGCCUAUGCAGACGUGGUGUCUGGAGGCAGAGUGAGAAAGUGACCGCAUUCAAAUCGCUGUUCAUUAAUCACCGCAUAGCAGUUCAUUCUUCCCCAGGGCUUUUGGGAUGGGCACUCCAUCCCCCGCGAUUUCCCCCGGAGCUCUGGGCUGAGAUGUGUCCUUACCUCCCCCUGCUGGUUCUCGCCCCUCUGUGCUAGGCUUGCAGUGUUCCAUUUUAAAUAAAGUGUGGCGGGAUUACGCCACGUGAAGCAAGCGGAGCCGAUGUUUGCUGCUCAAGCCGGUAAGAAAUACUCCGUCGUGUUCCUAGCACUGUACACACGGUAUGGUAGAACUGAGACAAGGCUGCUGUUCCUAACACUCUCUCCAGCCAUGUUCAGCUUCUUCACCUCCCACUCACAGGGACAAGCCAGCUCACUGGUCUCCUGGUCAUCACAUAUAUGUACAUGUACUGUGACUUGGUUGUUUAAACCAGUGCUUUGGCAAAAAUUGUUUGUUGACAAGGUUUGACGAGGUCAUGAAGGACUCCCCAGAAUUCUUGGUUUUCUCAGUGUUUGACCUUCAAAUUCCUACUCUAAGCCCAAAUCACAUCAGAGAGUCUUCAGACCUCCUCCCACCCCACACGUCACUGACGUCAUCCACACGUCAGUGAUGCCAGCGUCAUACCAGAAGCGCACCAUCUCUGCCGUGCCCACACUCCUGUGCUGACUGCGUCUCCUGCCUGGAUGAGGACCAGACGAGAUCAAAGGAGGUCCAGGUGCUUUCUAGAUGUGAGUUUUUCUCCUUCACAUUAAACGAUUGUAGAUAAAUGGAAGAUCAGUGCAGAGAAUGCAUAAGAAUUCAAAAGAAAUACAUAGAUGUUUAAGACCCACAAACCGAUCUAAAUGGUUGAUUUAGAUUGGCCUUUCUGUCACCACAUCUUCAUGCCGUUUGCAGACUGUGAUACUUGAGUACUAGCUGUUCGUGUGUUCAGUGACAAGCAGUAAGUUUUCUACCUCAAGAGCUGAUGCCAACAUGAAUUCUAGCCCGAUUAAAAAGUGGACCUUGUAGCAAAAA
Molecule: messenger RNA, 3780 nt
Organism: Peromyscus eremicus (cactus mouse)
Lineage: Eukaryota; Metazoa; Chordata; Mammalia; Rodentia; Cricetidae
Gene: Ercc4
Product: ERCC excision repair 4, endonuclease catalytic subunit
Exons: 11
Coding region: 19-2769 (916 amino acids)
Biological process (GO): double-strand break repair via homologous recombination; resolution of meiotic recombination intermediates; nucleotide-excision repair involved in interstrand cross-link repair
Cellular component (GO): nucleotide-excision repair factor 1 complex
Molecular function (GO): single-stranded DNA endonuclease activity; damaged DNA binding; single-stranded DNA binding
Source: RefSeq, a predicted model, not a curated record